Paramuricea clavata is the source of this 981-nucleotide messenger RNA. Lineage: Eukaryota; Metazoa; Cnidaria; Anthozoa; Malacalcyonacea; Plexauridae. The record is from the annotation of a GenBank genome assembly.
AUGGCUGCAAAAUAUGGGAAAAAUACUUCAAUUUUUAUCUCACUGCUACUGAAUCAGAUUUCAAAGAGCUAUAAAGUGAAAACCUCCAUUCUCUUAACCUGCAUUGGACCCAAAGGACGCGAAAUUUACGAGACAUUUACCUUCUCACAAGAAACUGACAAGCUGAAACUCUCAAGGGUCGUAUUAGAAAAAUUCAGUGCAUAUUGUAAUCCUAGAAAGAAUAUCACUAUACUUCACUAUCAAUUCUUUACCUACAGCCAACACGAAGGUCAGUCUUUCAACGAUUUCGUCAUAGAACUUAAGAAACGAGCCUCUGAGUGUGAAUUUGGGACUUUAGCUGAUUCACUGAUUAAAGACAUGAUUGUUUGCGGGGUAGCUGAUCAAUCCCUCCGUGAAAGACUCUUACGUGAUGCGGAUUUAACACUUGCCAAGGUCAUUGAUGCCGGUAUUGCUGCAGAGGAAACCAAGCGUCACGCAAAAGAGCUCGAAAAACAUCAACAAUCGUCAGAUAUUCACCAAGUUUAUCAUUCAAAAGAAAGAAAACUCAAAGAAUCUAGCAGAGCCCCUGAUGACGUCAUCAAGAAAUGUAAGUUUUGUAAUGGCUCCCACCAACGUGGCAACUGUCCGGCCUACGGGAAACGGUGUAGAACAUGCAACCGUAAGAAUCAUUUUGCUGUUCCCAAAAAUCUGUCAAAUGUUGUUGCUGAGCAGGAUAAGUCCUCUGAUGAUGAAUUUUUCAUCGAUAUGGUUAAAGUCACUAAUACCAAUCAGAAUCUCUCAACUGAAGGUUAUGGUGAAAACACCCCAACUCCCAAAUCCAUGCCAACCAAUGCUAGUCCCAAUGUUUUCACAGUUAACAAUACCAAAUCAGAUUGGUCUGUCACACUGGGCAUGAAUGGAACUGAUGUCAAUUUCAAAAUAGAUACUGGAGCCCAGUGCAAUGUAAUUUCCAAAGCGCCUACUUUCCAACCUCUCACCUAA